This is a messenger RNA of Acaulospora morrowiae, 411 nucleotides long. NCBI's taxonomy places the organism in Eukaryota, Fungi, Glomeromycota, Glomeromycetes, Diversisporales, Acaulosporaceae. The record is from the annotation of a GenBank genome assembly.
AUGUUAAGUGGACCUCUGCUCGGAUUUUUAGUUUUGGGUCAACUCGGAUUUUUGCUGACCGUUCUCCAAAAGAGGCUGGCAAUUCAUUUCGUCCGAAAAAAACCAGAAGUAGCAUAUCCCAACGGGAUUGAUAAAGAGGUACCUUGUGUUUUUUCCAUUGAACCCUUUAAAGCUGACUCGCCCAUGACCAAAUCUGGUUAUCGAAGUUGCUUAUUCCGAGACAAUAGACCACGUUACGUUACAGACAAAGUGAAGAACUACUGGCUGCAACCUGGCCGUGCUCAUGAUGCUAUUGUUAUAAAAAUUGAUCCAGUCCCUCACAGUCAAAUAGGUCUAGUUCCUGAUCCUAUCACAGUCGACUUAUUUUUAAUUCGAGACGCAAUUACCGAAGCACUUACGCCAGUAGUAUAA